Messenger RNA from Homarus americanus (American lobster), 570 nucleotides. Its product is annotated as U-scoloptoxin(01)-Cw1a-like. The record is from RefSeq and is a predicted model, not a curated record. Lineage: Eukaryota; Metazoa; Arthropoda; Malacostraca; Decapoda; Nephropidae. Gene Ontology annotation, molecular function: chitin binding. The transcript has 2 exons. Gene Ontology annotation, cellular component: extracellular region. Bases 16 to 420 code for a protein of 134 amino acids.
CCCGUCUCUGUCAGCAUGAAUACUCUUGCUCUUGUUCUUUUGUUGGUGUGUGCUGUGGCCGCCGUGCCUGGCCUCCGUCAACGCCGUGACUCAUCUUCCUUCUUCUUCGAACUUCCUUCCGACGCUGAACUGGUCCUGGGAGGGAUCCAGACGGGCUUCGACUGUGCUAAUCUGCCCUACGGUUACUACGCCGACGAAGCCAACAACUGCGCCAUCUACCACGUGUGUCUCCCAUACAUCGACAACAACAUCGUGGUGACCCGCCACUUCUCCUUCAUGUGUGGCGAGGGCACCGUCUUUGACCAGGAGCAUCUCGUGUGUGCCACCCCCGAGAACGCCAGCCCCUGCAGCCAGUCCUCCUCCUUCAGGAGGUCUAACGAGUACUUCGGUCGCACUGACAUUAAGUUCCUCGAGAAGUAAACAAAUCAACAUAUAAUAAUACAAUAAGAAACAUAUAAACAUAUAACACAAAGCCUUGGUAACCUUUAAUCAUCUAAAACAAUGUAUUUUGUCUUAAUAAUUGUGUUUGCGAGUAUAAUAAUAUUUGUUAAUAAAAAAGUUUCAAACGUA